AUGGUUGGUUUCGCUAAGAUUCCUCAAAUGAGAGGCGAUACUGACGACGAUGCAUCCAUACAUCUUCACAGCCACGUUGGGCCCGCCAAACCCAUCUCUCACCAUAAUUACGACCGACAGAUCCAAGAUAUUCUCAAUGGAACUAAUGCUGACGAUGCAGAUGGUUUAGAUGUGUAUAAUUACAAUCUUGGCUUCAAAUUGUUCACGGAUAGUGGCAGCUACGAAGAGGAAUCAGAGGAUGAAUUGACCCAGGUUGAAGAUCAAGAAUACGAUCGCGCGCCCGCGAAGUCUACGCCCAAGCAACGACAUCGACUUAAAAGUUCCAGCAAAGUUAUUGGUUCGGGUGGUCUGGCACGAAAUCCUGCCAAUGCACUGCCGAAGAAUCUCUUUCAGGACGCCAAUCCUAGAGCUCAAACUAGCCAAACGUCUCUGAGUAUGUUUUUCCUUAAAAUGCUUGGAUUUUUUCUCGGGAUGGCAGUUUUGUUUUUGAUUCCAAUUCAGUAUUUGACGUGGAGAGAGCUUGAACCGCAGGUCGAUCUUACCGGCGUUAAUGCCAAAUUGGAAGAAGUGUCACAGCGCGUGGGUGUUUUAAAUGAGAUUUCAAGCGCAUUGGACCAACAAGUUGAUGUUCUCCAAACAAAACAGGAGUCUUUCACCAAGUCGGUCUAUCUGAAAAUUGCCUCGAUGGAAGCUUCUCUUCAGGCUUUGCAAAAAGAGCCAAUGGAUUCUGCUAGGUUACUGAAAAUUGAGGCCGAGCUUCAAGAUUGUAAAACGAAAAUAGAUAGCACUCACCGAGUUGUCGCUGAGAAGCCAGAAGAGAUUGAAAAGCGAAUCAGUCAGAUAUCACUGAAUUUAGCACAACUUCAGCGACUCAACAACGAUAUGCUGGCCAUAAAGUCGGAUAUAGUCGAUAGCCUCUUGGAAAAACUUCCGGGGCUUGUGCCAGUUUUUGUUAAAGACAACAAAAUCCAUUACCUCCCUGAAUUCCACGACUUCCUUGUCUCCUUCGUUAAUAAUGUGGGUAACAAGUCUAAUGAGACUUCAUCGUGGAAGCAAUUUAUUGAGCUGAACGGUUCACAAUUCAAAGCAUAUAUCAAUGACUUGGUUGAUACUUCUGGUGUCAAGUUUCUAACCAAGUCCCAGUUCGAGGAAUCAUUGCAUGAACGAUUGAAUUUAAACAACAGAGCUCUUGUGGCUAAAGUUAACAGUAUACUUGACAAGAUUGAUCUACUGAGGAAUAGCACAAACAUUGACUUGAGCGUUGCAGGCAACAGGAUUGUUUUAGACAAUCUACUCGAGGUGGUGGGGAAGGGAUCCGUGAAGGUUAAUUUCGCAGAUUACAAGCUCGGUUCGCGAAUCUUAGGAUUUUUGACAACGAUAGGUUCUGACAUUCAUAAGAAUCGAUCUUUAGUAGGGUCUUUCUUUCUUGGCUGGUAUGACCUACUCACAUCCAGUGGUCUCAGAUCUGCGCUGAAUAUGAAGUAUAACGCAAACAACGUUCUUGUUGAUGGAGGAGAAUUCUGGCAGUGUGAAUCUCAUAAGUGCACGGUUGGAAUCCGACUUUCAAGUCCGAUCAUUAUUACCGAUUUGAUACUCAACAACCCUAGCUCAGCAAAACCCCCAGGCCUUCACAUGCCAGAUCUGAUCUCUAUUUAUGUGAAGCCCCGUAAACGCUCGGAUGCAAAAAAGUUGGAGCAGUAUUUGGAGUACAGACUGCCGUUCGCCUAUCGACUGUCGGAAAACAAGUACUUGUCAAAGUUCUACAAAAUUCAUGAAGCGACACUUAGAAGCUCCAGGGCCAUCGAGCAUAUCAAACUCCCCGUCAGUAUAGUCAACAUGAGAAUCCCAGUGAGGGAUAUUUAUAUUGAGAUAUCGAGUCGCCAGGGUCCCACUGGUCUCUACAACUUGAAAGCGUAUGGACUUACCGAAUUAAACACGUUCAAAUACGCGGAAAACUUCGAGUCUAUACUAGAUCAGUUGGAGGAAAGCAGAAAAGAUACUGACAGUCCCGAAUUUUUCGAGGUUCAGGACUCACUCUUGGGUGAUGACUACAUAUUAUAG
Molecule: messenger RNA, 2061 nt
Organism: Australozyma saopauloensis
Lineage: Eukaryota; Fungi; Ascomycota; Pichiomycetes; Serinales; Metschnikowiaceae
Exons: 1
Coding region: 1-2061 (686 amino acids)
Source: RefSeq, a predicted model, not a curated record